AUGUAUCUCCGGCGAUUCUUUUCCCUCCACAAUCCUCUUCAACCACAAUUUGAACUCUGCAAAUCGAUCAUUUUCGUUAAAUGCAUCCAUGCUCUCGCCGUAAUCACCGAAAAUACGCAAAGUACGACUACUUUAAGAAUAACCCACGAUGCUGAAUGGACACCCAGCUCAAUUUCCUACUCAAAACUCUUAUCACAAUGCUGCCAAUCGAAGUCUCUCAGUCCAGGGCUACAGAUUCAUACCCAUCUGAUCAAAAUCGGGUUAGCGAAUGAUUCGAAACAUAGGAAUCAUUUGAUCAAUUUGUACUCAAAGUGUCGGCUUUUUGGUUGUGCACGCAGGUUGCUCGAUGAAAGUCCUGAACCAGAUUUGGUUGCUUGGUCUUCUUUGAUAUCUGGGUAUGCCCAGAAUGGUCUUGGUGAAGAAGCCAUUUUGGCUUUUUCGGAGAUGCAUUCAUUGGGUAUUAGGUGUAAUGAGUUUACGUUCCCUAGCGUGCUCAAGGCGUGCUCGAUUAAGAAGGAUAUCGUUGGAGGGAAGCAGAUACAUGGAAUUGUGGUGGUGACUGGUUUCGAGUCCGAUGUUUUUGUUGCAAACACGUUGGUUGUUGUGUAUGCAAAAUGCGGUGAGUUUUUGGAUUCAAGGAGGCUUUUUGAUCAGAUACCGGAUCGGAACAUAGUUUCUUGGAAUGCAUUGUUUUCUUGUUACACACAGGGUGAUUUCUUUAAAGAAGCGAUAUAUUUAUUUCAAGAUAUGGUUAGUAGCGGAAUAAGGCCAGAUGAGUUUAGUUUAUCGACCAUAAUCAAUGCAUGCACAGGUUUACAUGAUGUAAACCAAGGGAAGAAAAUUCAUGGUUAUUUGAUGAAACACGGGUUCAGUUCUGAUCCUUUUUCGUGUAAUGCACUUGUUGAUAUGUACUCAAAAGUUGGAGAUUUCGAAGAUUGUAAACAAGUCUUUGAGCACAUUCCUAAUCCCGAUAUUGUUUCUUGGAAUGCGGUUAUUGCUGGCUGCGUGCUUCAUGAAUUCAACAAUAUGGCUCUGGAGUUAUUGCUGAAGAUGAGAAGGUCAGGAAUAACACCAAAUAUGUUUACUUUUUCUAGUGUUCUUAAAGCUUGCUCUGGAUUAGGUUUACAAGAUUUAGGCCAACAGUUUCACUCCAUUUUGAUAAAAUCAGACAUAGAAUUGGAUCCAUUUUUGUGUUGUGGGCUAAUAGAUAUAUAUUCUAAAUGUGGUGAAAUGGAUGAUGCUACACGGGUAUACGAUAUGAUGCCAGAAAAACAGUUGAUUGCACUAAAUGCUCUGUUAUGUGGACACUCGCAAAACGGAAACGACCUUAAAGCUCUAUCCAUUUUUGCGGAGAAACAUAGGGAAGGAAUAGGAUUUAACGAGACCACUUUGCUUGCAAUCCUCAAUUCUGCAGCGGGUUUGCAAGAUGUUAACGUUAGUGAACAAGUUCAUGGGCUUUCUUUAAAAACCGGAUUCCAAUCUGAUCCUUUUGUCGUAAACAGCCUCAUUGAUUCUUACGCAAAAUGUGGUCAUUUGGAAAAGGCGACGAUGGUUUUUGAUGAUUCGCCUAUUGGGGAUUUGGCAACUUUUACAUCUUUGAUAUCGGCUUAUGUUCAAUCGGGACAAGGUGAGGAAGCUAUGAAGAUAUACUUAAAGAUGCAGGAUUUGGAGCUUAAGCCGGAUCCGUUCAUUUGUAGUUCUCUUCUAAAUGCUUCGGCUAGUCUUUCUGCUUAUGAACAAGGUAAGCAAAUCCAUGUUCAUACCCUGAAAUUCGGUCUUUUAUCCGACGUUUUUACUGCCAAUUCUCUCGUCAACAUGUAUGCUAGAUGUGGAAGUAUAGACGAUGCAAGCCGUGCGUUCUCUGAGGUUCCCGAAAAGGGUAUAGUGUCGUUUUCAGCAAUGAUUGGAGGACUUGCACAACACGGGCACGGCGAAAAGGCCCUUUCUUUAUUCGACAAGAUGCUAAAAGACGGUAUUGCCCCUAACAACGUCACUCUAGUAAGCGUCCUAUGUGCAUGUAACCAUGCCGGACUAGUAACUCAAGCUAAAAGAUUCUUCGACUCAAUGGAGGACGUCUUCGGAAUUAAACCAACGCAGGAACAUUACGCUUGCAUGAUCGACAUUCUUGGCCGUGCUGGAAAGCUAGACGACGCGAUGGAUCUUGUAAACAAUAUGCCAUUUGAAGCUAAUGCCGCCAUUUGGGGGGCGGUUCUUGGUGCUGCGAAAACUCAUAAAAGUGUCGACCUUGGUCAACGAGCUGCCGAGAAGCUGAUGCUUAUUGAACCCGAGAAGUCGGGAACCCACGUUCUUCUUGCGAAUAUAUACGCAUCCGCCGGUUUAUGGGAUAACGUUGCGGAAAUUCGGAGAUCGAUGAAAGAUAGUAAGGUCAAGAAAGAACCUGGGAUGAGUUGGGUUGAAGUUAAAGAUAAAGUUCACACAUUUAUAGUAGGAGAUAGAAGCCAUUUUAUGACCAAAGAAAUCUAUGAAAAACUUGAUGAAUUGAUGGAUUUAGUUGGUAAAGAAGGGUAUGUUCCUGUUUUGGAGAUUGAUCUUCACAAUGUGAAAAGAAGCGAAAAGGAGGUUCUUUUGUCGUACCACAGCGAGAAACUUGCGGUCGCUUUCGGGGUUAUAGCGACUCCUUCGAGAGCUCCGAUUCGGGUGAAAAAGAACCUUCGCGUUUGCGUAGAUUGCCACACGUUUUUCAAAUACGUGUGUAAAGUUGUCGCGAGAGAGAUUGUCGUUAGAGACAUUAACCGGUUUCAUCAUUUCAAAAACGGAUCUUGUUCUUGUGGCGAUUAUUGGUGAACUUACUUAACUUUAUUGGGAUAGAGGUCAGGUCUGUAUACAUCUUUCCUUCCAGAUCCAUCUCUAGUUAAUAUGCUGGGAUCUUGAAAUUUCAUGUUACUUUGUCAUUUUAAGACAUUUUUGUUGUUUUAAUUUGUUUGGCAGUUGCUGAAUAAUUUGAUGUAGAAUGGUUAAGUGGUCAGAAUGCUUAGUGUAGAAUGAAAUAUGUUCGUUUGGUAACUGUAUAGAAUAGAC
Cynara cardunculus var. scolymus (artichoke) is the source of this 3039-nucleotide messenger RNA. Its product is annotated as pentatricopeptide repeat-containing protein At5g04780, mitochondrial-like. Gene Ontology annotation, biological process: RNA modification. The transcript has a single exon. The coding region runs from base 1 to 2805 and encodes 934 amino acids. The record is from RefSeq and is a predicted model, not a curated record. Lineage: Eukaryota; Viridiplantae; Streptophyta; Magnoliopsida; Asterales; Asteraceae. Gene Ontology annotation, molecular function: RNA binding; protein binding; zinc ion binding.